Arvicanthis niloticus (Nile rat) is the source of this 7426-nucleotide messenger RNA. The record is from RefSeq and is a predicted model, not a curated record. NCBI's taxonomy places the organism in Eukaryota, Metazoa, Chordata, Mammalia, Rodentia, Muridae.
CUUACACCCAGAUAAAACUCUGAUCGCAACCGGCCAAGUUGGGAAGGAGCCGUAUAUAUGCAUCUGGGAUUCCUAUAAUGUCCAUACUGUGUCUAUUCUUAAAGAUGUCCACACACAUGGAGUUGCAUGCCUGGCUUUUGACUCGGACGGACAGCAUUUAGCCUCUGUGGGAUUAGAUGCCAAAAACACAGUCUGCAUUUGGGACUGGAGAAAGGGAAAACUUCUGGCCUCAGCUACUGGCCAUUCUGACCGGAUUUUUGAUAUUUCCUGGGAUCCCUAUCAGCCGAAUAGAAUGGUUAGCUGUGGCGUGAAGCAUAUAAAGUUUUGGACACUAUGUGGAAAUGCCCUGACUGCAAAAAGAGGGAUAUUUGGCAAAACAGGAGAUCUUCAGACUAUCCUUUGCCUUGCAUGUGCCAAAGAAGACAUCACAUACUCUGGUGCUUUAAAUGGUGACAUCUACGUCUGGAAAGGGCUCACCUUAGUCCGCACUAUUCAAGGAGCACAUAGUGCUGGAAUCUUCAGCCUGUAUGCUUGUGAAGAGGGCUUUGCUACUGGUGGGCGAGACGGUUGCAUACGAUUAUGGGACACUGACUUCAAACCAAUAACCAAAAUUGAUCUCAGGGAGACGGAACAAGGAUAUAAAGGUCUCUCUAUUAGGAGUGUGUGCUGGAAAGCUGACCGUCUUCUAGCAGGAACCCAGGACAGUGAGAUAUUUGAAGUCAUCGUUCGAGAGCGAGACAAGCCAAUGCUCAUCCUUCAGGGCCACUGUGAGGGGGAACUCUGGGCUCUGGCUUUGCACCCCAAGAAGCCUCUGGCUGUGACAGGCAGUGAUGACCGCUCUGUCAGGCUGUGGAGUCUGGCCGACCAUGCCUUGAUUGCCCGCUGCAAUAUGGAGGAAGCAGUUCGUAGUGUAUCCUUCAGCCCAGAUGGAUCUCAGUUGGCCCUGGGCAUGAAGGAUGGUUCUUUCAUCGUCCUCCGAGUCAGAGAUAUGACAGAAGUGGUCCAUAUCAAGGACAGGAAGGAAGUCAUCCAUGAGAUGAAAUUCUCCCCGGAUGGUUCUUACCUUGCAGUGGGAUCCAAUGAUGGCCCUGUAGAUGUCUACUCCGUUGGCCAACGCUAUAAGAAAAUAGGAGAGUGCAACAAGUCCCUUAGUUUCAUCACGCACAUCGACUGGUCUCUGGAUAGUAAAUACUUGCAAACCAAUGAUGGUGCUGGGGAGAGACUGUUCUACAAAAUGCCGUCAGGGAAGCCUUUAACAAGUAAAGAAGAAAUCAAGGGGAUUCCCUGGGCCUCCUGGACGUGUGUGAGAGGCCCUGAAGUGAGUGGAAUUUGGCCCAAAUACACUGAGGUUAUUGACAUCAAUUCAGUGGACGCCAAUUAUAACAGUUCAGUGUUGGUGUCUGGAGAUGAUUUUGGACUGGUCAAAUUGUUCAAAUUUCCUUGUCUCAAAAAAGGAGCCAAAUUUAGAAAGUAUGUAGGCCAUUCUGCACAUGUCACGAAUGUCCGCUGGUCUCACGAUUUCCAGUGGGUGCUGAGCACGGGAGGAGCCGAUCACUCCGUUUUCCAGUGGAGAUUUAUCCCAGAGGCAGUCAGCAAUGGCGUGUUGGAAACCACACCCCAGGCAGGUGGUGCCGAUUCCUAUAGUGAAGAAUCUGACUCAGACUUCUCUGAUGUUCCAGAACUGGACUCUGAUAUCGAGCAAGAAACUCAGAUCAAUUACGAUCGCCAGGUUUACAAAGAAGAUCUACCUCAGCUAAAACAACAAAGUAAAGAGAAAAACCACGCAGUGCCAUUCCUGAAGAGGGAGAAGGCUCCCGAGGACAGCCUGAAACUGCAGUUCAUACAUGGUUACAGAGGCUAUGACUGUAGAAACAACCUGUUCUACACGCAAGCUGGAGAAGUGGUGUACCACAUUGCUGCAGUUGCUGUGGUGUACAACAGGCAACAACAUACCCAGAGGCUCUACCUGGGGCAUGAUGAUGACAUUCUCAGCCUGACCAUCCAUCCAGUGAAGGACUAUGUGGCCACUGGACAGGUUGGAAGAGACGCUGCUGUCCAUGUGUGGGACACCCAGACUCUAAAAUGCUUGUCAUUAUUGAAGGGGCACCAUCAGAGAGGAGUGUGUGCUCUGGAUUUUUCAGCUGACGGAAAAUGCCUUGUGUCAGUUGGUUUAGACGAUUUUCACAGUGUUGUGUUUUGGGACUGGAAAAAGGGAGAGAAGAUAGCCACGACCAGGGGACACAAAGAUAAAAUAUUUGUGGUAAAGUGUAAUCCACACCAUGUUGACAAGUUGGUAACCGUUGGGAUUAAACAUAUCAAGUUCUGGCAACAAGCAGGUGGGGGCUUCAUCUCUAAAAGAGGAAGUUUUGGAAGUGCUGGAAAGUUGGAAACAAUGAUGUGUGUUUCUUACGGGCGAAUGGAAGAUCUGGUGUUCUCAGGUGCAGCCACUGGAGAUAUUUUUAUCUGGAAGGAUGUUCUGCUACUGAAGACAGUGAAGGCUCAUGACGGGCCUGUGUUUGCUAUGUAUGCAUUGGACAAGGGCUUUGUAACAGGAGGAAAGGAUGGGAUUGUGGAACUCUGGGACGAUAUGUUUGAAAGAUGCUUGAAGACUUAUGCCAUCAAAAGGGCUGCGUUGUCAACUAGCUCAAAAGGCCUGCUUUUGGAGGAUAACCCUUCAAUUCGUGCAAUCACCCUGGGGCAUGGACACAUUCUUGUGGGGACAAAAAAUGGAGAGAUUCUAGAAAUUGAUAAGAGUGGCCCGAUGACCCUGCUUGUUCAGGGACACAUGGAAGGGGAGGUGUGGGGGCUGGCAGCACACCCUCUCCUGCCCAUCUGUGCAACAGUCAGUGAUGACAAAACACUUCGGAUCUGGGAAUUAUCCUCCCAGCACCGCAUGCUGGCAGUACGGAAACUUAAGAAAGGAGGGAGAUGCUGUGCCUUCUCCCCAGAUGGGAAAGCCUUAGCAGUCGGCUUGAAUGAUGGAAGUUUCUUGGUGGUGAAUGCUGACACCGUGGAAGACAUGCUCUCCUUCCAUCACAGAAAAGAAAUGAUCUCUGACAUAAAAUUUUCAAAAGAUACAGGAAAAUACCUUGCUGUGGCAUCCCAUGAUAACUUCGUGGAUAUUUACAAUGUGCUUACGAGCAAGAGGGUUGGCAUCUGUAAAGGAGCUUCUAGUUACAUCACACACAUCGACUGGGACUCUAGAGGGAAAUUAUUGCAAGUUAAUUCAGGUGCCAAAGAACAGCUUUUCUUUGAAGCUCCAAGAGGCAGAAGACACACAAUAAGGCCAUCAGAGAUCGAGAAGAUGGAAUGGGACACGUGGACCUGUGUCCUGGGGCCCACCUGUGAAGGAAUCUGGCCUGCUCACAGCGAUGUGACAGAUGUCAAUGCUGCCAGUCUUACCAAAGAUGGCUCCCUCUUAGCCACUGGGGAUGACUUUGGUUUUGUGAAGCUUUUUUCAUAUCCUGUCAAGGGACAGCAUGCAAGAUUUAAGAAGUAUGUGGGGCACAGCGCGCACGUCACCAAUGUGAGGUGGCUACAUAAUGACUCUGUGCUGCUCACGGUAGGAGGCGCUGACACAGCCUUGAUGAUCUGGACCAGGGAAUUUGUGGGGACACAGGAGAGCAAGCUGGUUGAUAGUGAGGAGUCAGACACAGAUGCAGAAGAAGAUGGAGGCUAUGACAGUGAUGUUGCCAGAGAGAAAGCCAUUGACUAUACCACCAAGAUCUAUGCUGUGAGCAUCAGGGAAAUGGAAGGCACCAAACCACACCAGCAGCUAAAAGAGGUGUCCACGGAAGAAAGGCAGGGAAUUGUCAAGGGAUCCAGACCACCCGUUAGCCGUGCAGCUCCCCAGCCUGAGAAACUCCAGAAGAACAACAUCACCAAAAAAAAGAAGCUGGUCGAGGAGCUGGCUCUGGACCACGUGUUUGGCUACCGAGGAUUUGACUGCCGCAACAAUCUGCAUUACCUUAAUGAUGGUGCCGACAUCAUUUUCCACACUGCGGCCGCUGGCAUUGUGCAGAACCUCUCUACAGGCAGCCAGAGCUUCUACCUGGAGCACACGGACGACAUCCUCUGCCUCACAGUGAAUCAGCACCCAAAGUACAGAAAUGUGGUGGCUACCAGCCAGAUAGGUGACACCGCAGAGAGCACAGGGACAACACCUUCAAUUCAUAUCUGGGAUGCAAUGACCAAACACACCCUUUCCAUGCUGCGGUGCUUCCACGCCAAGGGGGUGAAUUACAUCAACUUCAGUGCAACCGGGAAGCUCCUGGUGUCCGUGGGCGUGGAUCCAGAGCACACCAUCACUGUCUGGAGAUGGCAAGAAGGUACCAAGGUUGCCAGCCGAGGGGGUCACCUGGAACGAAUAUUCGUGGUGGAAUUUCGCCCUGACUCAGACACACAAUUUGUAUCCGUUGGAGUCAAACAUAUGAAGUUCUGGACCCUAGCGGGAAGUGCUCUGCUGUACAAGAAAGGGGUCAUCGGGUCCAUGGAAGCCGCCAAGAUGCAGACGAUGUUGUCCGUGGCUUUUGGUGCUAACAACCUCACUUUUACUGGUGCCAUCAAUGGAGAUGUCUAUGUGUGGAAGGAGCACUUUCUCAUCCGGCUGGUGGCCAAGGCUCACACAGGUCCUGUUUUUACAAUGUACACCACUCUCCGAGACGGGCUUAUUGUGACUGGCGGAAAAGAACGGCCGACUAAAGAAGGAGGAGCUGUAAAGUUGUGGGACCAGGAGAUGAAGCGCUGUCGGGCCUUCCAGCUGGAAACAGGGCAGCUGCUGGAGUGUGUGCGCUCCGUGUGCCGCGGCAAGGGAAAAAUCUUAGUAGGAACCAAAGAUGGUGAAAUAAUUGAAGUUGGGGAAAAAAGUGCUGCUUCAAACAUCCUGAUCGACGGCCACAUGGAGGGGGAGAUCUGGGGCCUAGCCACACACCCUUCCAAGGACAUGUUCAUCUCCGCCGGCAAUGACGGCACAGCAAGAAUCUGGGACCUGGCUGACAAGAAACUGUUAAACAAGGUGAACCUGGGCCAUGCGGCCAGGUGUGCAGCCUAUAGCCCCGAUGGGGAGAUGGUGGCCAUUGGCAUGAAGAAUGGAGAGUUCGUCAUCUUGCUGGUGAACAGCCUGAAAGUUUGGGGGAAAAAACGAGACCGGAAAUCUGCCAUCCAAGAUAUCAGAAUCAGCCCAGACAACAGAUUCUUAGCUGUGGGUUCCUCCGAGCACACAGUUGACUUCUAUGACCUUACUCAGGGCACAAGUCUGAACCGCAUUGGCUACUGCAAAGACAUCGCAAGCUUUGUCAUUCAGAUGGACUUUUCUGCAGACAGCAAAUACAUUCAGGUGUCAACAGGAGCCUAUAAGCGCCAAGUUCAUGAGGUUCCCCUGGGGAAGCAGGUAACUGAAGCCAUGGUCAUUGAGAAGAUCACCUGGGCUUCCUGGACAAGUGUUCUUGGAGAUGAAGUCAUUGGAAUCUGGCCACGAAAUGCAGACAAGGCUGAUGUCAACUGUGCAUGUGUGACACAUGCUGGCUUGAACAUUGUCACAGGGGAUGACUUUGGGCUGGUGAAGCUCUUUGAUUUUCCAUGCACAGAAAAAUUUGCCAAGCACAAACGUUACUUUGGUCACUCUGCUCAUGUGACAAACAUCCGUUUCUCUUAUGAUGACAAGUAUGUGGUCAGCACCGGAGGAGACGACUGCAGUGUAUUUGUGUGGCGAUGUCUGUAAACACCAGAACCCCAUGCACUAUGGCUGCUUCUCCCAAGCUACUUUCAGGCAGUGCAGGGGCACCUCCUCGAUGCCAACUACCGUGGGACGCACAAGCUCUGAAUGCUAGUGAUACAGGACUCUCACAAUCUGGACUUUGCAAGACGGUGAUGCUAGUAAGGAAGGCACAUUCCUACAAUAUUAAGACUGUUUGCUUCUGUUCUGGAGACUAAAACCUAUACUUAUAACUACACUAAUGAUGAAAUUGGGAUGAUGUAGCCCACUGAUAAAAUUUACAUCCUCAGUUACCCUAAUCAAUAUGUAGCUUUUAAUUUGCAUUAAGACUUUUACAAAGGUGUUUUGCUAUUCUGUUUCUAUGUAUUUCAAGAAUGUUCAUUGGACACGAUGUAAGUUGGAAGCACUUAAGUACAGAAAUACCAUUUGCCACAUUUAGCUUUCAAAACCAAAUGAGCCGUGUAUAAACAAGUUUUAAAAAGUUAAUUUUUUAAAAUUUCAUUUGCAGUUUUAUAUCCAUUAAGUGCCUUCAAAGUUCCCAGUUUGUGGGCUGCUGCCUCACUUCCCACAUUGUCUCCUUCCUUUACAUGGUGCUAAAACUUCAAAACUGAGGAGGGCUAUGGGAUUAGCAGAGUUAUCACUAUGUCCUGCUCUGGGAGAGUGGUUAUAAGGUGAGCGGCAGAGUCCAAUUCCACAGGAAGUAGCAUGGAGUUUAUGUUAGUGUCAGAUCUUCAAUGUAGCCUGGCAUCCCCCCAAACAAAACAGCUUCUACAACACGUGAAGAGGGGAAAGCUCCAAUGUAUUCAAGUGAGCUGAUCUGUCUUCUAAAAAGCUGUUUAGUUUACACCCCCUUGGGUAGGGCUGGCUUAGCUCCGUUCACUUCAGAUGGUUAAUGCAGGGUAAAUUCAGAUUUUUAAAAACCUCUUGAACAUAUUCCCCACUAUAAGGAGUAUUUGAAUUUCUCUAGUCAGUUGCAGGACAGAAUGUGACUUAAAGAUUAGUAGCCAAAAGGCCCUCACUCAGUUCUGUCACACAGAGGGCACUCACUGGAAGAAGGCUGGUGGGAGUUGAAGUCCUGAGUACAUACACCAUUGAGUCCUUCCAGUCUGUGCACUAAAAUUCUCCACCCUGAGUUCCUAGCUAUCUGCAAUUGCCAAUUUAGAGAAAGGGAGAAAUGAGCAUUUUCAGUUAAAGAAUAGAUUAUUAACAUUUACCACAGAAGUGCUUCAGCAUUCUAAAAGGAUUAGAUUACACAUCAAGCUAUUUUACACGCCAAUUUAUUAAUGCCUUACAUUAACCCACUAGCAGGCUGCUGGGUCCAGUAGAGCCCUAGGCAGCCCUGAUUCUGUUUUCUGUAUCUGGCGAUGCUGAGGAAUAACUGUGUCUGCCUAUCUUGUACUACUGACUUUUCAUUCAGACAGAUCUUGCAUUAAGUAACCAUGUGGAUGAACAACUGACUGAUCAAUGAUAUAUGUACGUAUAUAUUUGAAGAGCAAUAGUGUCUGUUAUAAAGACUUUAAAAGUCUUCUUUGUAAAAUUUAUAUGGUGUAAUUUCAUGUAUAUUCAUAAAUCUUGCACUGUAUUCUGUUAAAAUAUUGGUGCAUGAGUUUAUUUUCAAAGUAUAAAAUAAUUUAAAACCUUUUGUUAUAAGUCAAAUAAAUCUCACUAUGUAAAUAUAUUCUUUGUUCUUAAGCUGUUUCAUGAACUAGCAUG